UAUUUUGCUCGCUUAUGUGGGUUGAAGUUUUUACUUCAUCGGACUUGGAUCAGGCCGGAAAUGGGCUGUAUAUGUCGUUGGCCUUAACCAUGUACAUAAUGAAAUUCAUAAAUAUAAGAGUAUUGUCAAGGAAAGCCAAUUCAUUUAUUUAUGAACUGGAACACAAUAAAAUGUUUGAUUUGCUCAAAUCCGAAGAAGCGCAAAUGUGGUCGAAACAACAAAAAAGUUUUCGUAAUGUAGUCAUCCUUUAUACUGGUGGCAGUGUUUGUUCUGCUAUAUUUGCCUUUGUGGGAGUGUUGUUUGAUAAGGAAUAUAAUUUGGGCCAUCCCUAUUGGCUGCCCUUCGACUGGCGUAAUCCGGAGCGUUAUUGGUAUGCAUAUUCAUUUAAUGUGAUUGGUAUACUGGUGUCCUGUUUCUCAAAUGUCAGCUUGGAUAUGUUGGGUUGUUAUACGAUUUUCCACAUUGGUCUGUUGUACAAACUGUUGGGCAUGCGUUACUCUAGUAUAAGAUCUUUGAAGGAAGUGCUUGCCAUUAAAGAGUUCAGGAAGUUAUUUCUACUACAUACGAGUAUAAAACGCAUGACUAAAGAAUGUGAAAUAUUAAUAUCACAUUAUGUAUUGACGCAAAUUAUUUUUAGUGGCCUAAUCAUCUGCUUUAGUGGUUAUCGGCUGCAAAAGAUGAACAUUUUAGCCGACUUAAGCCAAUUCCUGGGCAUGUUGCAAUUUCUUAGUGUCAUGAUUUUGGAAAUAUAUUUACCCUGUCAUUUUGCCAACCAAAUAACUUCAAAUUCUGCCGAAUUGAUUAACAACAUCUACGACUGUGAAUGGUUUCAAUUUUCCGGCGUCAAUCAGAAAUUUAUACGUUUAUAUAUGGAAUUUUUUAAAGAACCUGAACAACUUAGAGCUGGAAAAUACUUUGAAGUUGGCUUGCCCAUAUUUACUAAGGUGAUGAACAAUGCUUAUAGUUACUUUGCUUUGUUAUUAAAUAUGGAUAAAUAAAUUAAAGAAUAUUUUAAAUGUUU
Calliphora vicina (urban bluebottle blowfly) is the source of this 1021-nucleotide messenger RNA. RefSeq names its product odorant receptor 94b-like. Lineage: Eukaryota; Metazoa; Arthropoda; Insecta; Diptera; Calliphoridae. Gene Ontology annotation, molecular function: odorant binding; olfactory receptor activity. The coding region runs from base 15 to 998 and encodes 327 amino acids. The record is from RefSeq and is a predicted model, not a curated record. The transcript is spliced from 4 exons. Gene Ontology annotation, cellular component: plasma membrane. Gene Ontology annotation, biological process: detection of chemical stimulus involved in sensory perception of smell; sensory perception of smell.